CGGCAUCGGCCCGAUGAACGCCAGGGCCAGGAGCAGAUCGCCACGGCAAACUCAGCUGAGUUCUAAGGAGAUUGCUCAGUUGAUCUUUGCCCGAGAACAGGCCCGGUUGGCAAAAGACUGGAGCCAAGCAGACAACCUCCGUUCGCAACUUCACGACGGGGGAGUGCAAUUGUAUGACAAGACUCGACUGUGGAAAUGCUCGGAUGGACGGAGCGGUCGAAUCCCCACCUUCGAUGAAGUGGAGGCUGGACAGGUAGAACCUGUCUACGAGGAUGCAAAGGAAGAGGUGGACGGUAGCAAGGAGGAGAUUCAGAGCUUGGUCUUGCAGCGGGAGCAAGCGCGAGGAAGCAAGGACUUCCAGCAGGCAGAUGCCAUCCGAUCCCAAUUGCAGGACCUUGGAGUUGAACUCUUGGACAAGGAGAAACUGUGGAAAUGUCCCAGCAGAGGGAUGCAGGGCAUCAUCACUGGCUACCGCAGCAACGAGCUCAGCGAUGUGGAGGUCCACACCUUGGUUAUGCAAAGAGAAAAGGCAAGAAUGGGCAACGACUAUGACUUGUCGGAUAUGAUCCGCGAUGAGCUCAAGAGCCGCGGUGUCACCAUCGAGGACAAGCAGAAAGUGUGGAAUUGUACAGAUGGGCGGCGAGGUGCUGUUCCCAGCUGGGCUCAGAUUACAGGUGAGGUGCAGCCAGACGUGCGUCCGGUUCCUGCCAUGCCGAGGCCUGGCAUCAUCCCUCAGGCUCCUAUGGUGCGGCAGCCCGCACGCCCGAGCAUUGAGGAUGAGCUGGUUUCAUUGGCAGUGGCAGCUGCAAGACAUCCGGACACUGCCACACGAGCCUUACAAGCCCUGCGGCAGGUCUUUGCUGGUGGGGCCAUAGCACCAAUGGCUGUGGCACAACCAGUGCUAGGGCUGCCUGCAGCACCGCGCAUUCAAAAGGCCCCAUCAAGCAGGCCAGAGGGACUUCCAGACUUUAACAAGGCCAUGCAAGCCAUUCGACGGAUCAAGGAUGGCCACCGGGUCUCUGAUGAAGAGAUCGAAUGGCUUGUCGCUACGCGUGAGCGGUUUCGAAUGACGAAGGACUACGCCAACUCAGAUGAACUGAGGAAAGCAUUGUUGUCAGUGGGCAUUGAACUCUUGGAGAAAGAGAAGAGAUGGACCUUCGAGGAUGGACGCUCUGGGAACAUUCCUCUCUGGAGUAAUAUUGCCCAAUGAGCCGCUAUGAACCGGCGACGCGACCGAGACGAUGGCAGCUGUGUGCAAACAAGGAAAAA
This is a messenger RNA of Cladocopium goreaui, 1269 nucleotides long. The record is from the annotation of a GenBank genome assembly. NCBI's taxonomy places the organism in Eukaryota, Dinophyceae, Suessiales, Symbiodiniaceae.